UUAGCACCCAUCUUUUUCAUUUCCAAAAUUUUAUAAUUUAAAUUUACAAUGGAACAAAUUCCAAAAAGUGAAACCAUCGCUCUUAGAAAUAAACUCAUUGGCCCAUCCUGCCAACUUUUCUUCAAAAAAGACCCUCUAAAAAUUGUUAGAGGACAAGGACAAUAUUUAUACGACGAGAAAGACAAUGCUUAUCUUGACUGUAUCAACAAUGUCGCUCACGUUGGUCAUUGCCAUCCAGCAGUGGUAAAAGCAGGCAGCGAGCAAAUGUCAAUACUAAACACCAACAAUAGGUUUCUUCACGAUAAUAUUGUACUUUGCGCUGAAAGAAUCGUUAGCACCCUUCCCGAAAAUCUGGAAGUUUGUUUUUUCGUCAACUCAGGCUCAGAAGCCAACGAUUUAGCUCUGAGAUUAGCUCAAAUACACACUGGGAGAAAAGACGUCAUAACUUUAGAGCAUGCUUACCAUGGCCAUUUGACCUCACUGAUUGAUAUUUCUCACUACAAAUUCAAUCUUCCUGGAGGCGUUGGACAAAAGGAACAUGUUUACUUGGCCCCAUGCCCAGACAGUUAUAGAGGCAAAUAUCGCGAUGACGAAUACGCAGCCGAAGAAAUUGGAAGUUUAUAUGCUGAUGACAUAAGAGAACUAUGUGAAGAUUCCGAAAAAUUAGGAAACGGAGUAUCUGCCUUCAUCGCUGAAAGUCUUUUGAGUUGUGGGGGACAAGUAAUCCCACCGACGAACUAUUUUUCGGAAGUCUACGACCACGUAAGAAAAGCUGGGGGAGUUUGCAUUGCUGAUGAGGUCCAAGUAGGAUUUGGUAGAGUUGGCAAACACUGGUGGGCAUUCCAACAUUACGAUGUUAAACCUGAUAUAGUCACUAUGGGCAAGCCCAUGGGUAAUGGACACCCAGUUGCCUGUGUAGUCACCACAAGAGCCAUUGCUGAAAGCUUUUUUAAUACUGGAGUAGAAUAUUUUAACACUUAUGGUGGUAACCCAGUAUCUUGCGCCAUUGCCAACGCAGUAUUUGAUACUAUAGAAAAAGACAAUCUAAUGGAACGAGCUAGUGUUGUUGGUAAAUACUUGUUCGACAGUUGCCAAGCUUUGGCAAGUAAGCAUAAAUUUAUUGGUGAAGUUAGAGGACUUGGGUUAUUUGUUGGCAUCGAUUUGGUUAAAGAUCGUGAUUCUAGAGAGGCUUAUACUGAAUGUGCUAAGACUGUAGUCCAAAGGAUGCGCGAAGAACAUAUUUUAGUAAGCUCAGAUGGUCCAGAAUGCAACGUCAUCAAAUUCAAGCCUCCCAUGGUUUUCACCAAAGAAAACGUUGAUAAGGCUGUUUCAGUCUUAGACAGGGUUCUAACUGAAGUCAGACACAAAGAAAAACUCGAUGCCAAAAUCAAAAGUUUGCAAAACCUUGUUCCCUCUAUUCUAGCAGAUCAUCCCACCAAAGGCCAAAGUCCCGUUGUUAGGCCUAGCUAUAAGGAAAAUAUUAAGUCUAUAUAAAUUUCUGGAUAGAACUCUAAGAUUAUUUAUUUUGUACAAAGUUUUAGGUUUUAAACAUAGUAUUAUUUCUCUAAAUAAUUUUUUAAUUUACCUAUAUUAAGUAAAAUCGACUAGUUAUUAGAUUUUUAUAUCUGCAUGUAUCUACAUAGGUGCUAGAAUCAAUUUAAUAUUGAGAAAAAAUAAAUAAAAAUAGUUAUGCUUA
Ceutorhynchus assimilis (cabbage seed weevil) is the source of this 1696-nucleotide messenger RNA. The record is from the annotation of a GenBank genome assembly. NCBI's taxonomy places the organism in Eukaryota, Metazoa, Arthropoda, Insecta, Coleoptera, Curculionidae.